Molecule: messenger RNA, 1779 nt
Organism: Penicillium canescens
Lineage: Eukaryota; Fungi; Ascomycota; Eurotiomycetes; Eurotiales; Aspergillaceae
Product: CocE/NonD family hydrolase
Exons: 6
Coding region: 1-1779 (592 amino acids)
Molecular function (GO): dipeptidyl-peptidase activity
Source: RefSeq, a predicted model, not a curated record
AUGCGCCCGGAACUUUCAGACAGUCGAUACGACGGACCCGACGCAUGCACAAGCAUCCUUCCACGGGGCUUUAGAAAGUCCCCAGAGAAUGCGCCAUUCCAAAUUGAUACGGUCUUUGAGAAGGAUGUGAAGAUAAGCCUGCGGGAUGGGACGCAGAUCAGGGCCGACAUAUUUCGCCCGCAUGAUGCUGCAGGAUCAGUUCCUGGAUUGAUUGCUUGGAGCCCAUAUGGCAAGACAGGUAGAGGUCAUUUUCGCUUGGAUGUAGUGCCAGGCCGCGUCGGUGUUCCAGUUGCCAGAUUGUCGGGGUUCGAGAAGUUUGAGGCCCCAGACCCAGCGGAGUGGACAGCACGUGGAUAUGCAAUAGUGAAUGUGGACUCCAGAGGUGUUUAUGAUUCGGAAGGUGAUAUUCGCUGGUUUGGCUCUGCCGAAGGUAGGGACGGCUAUGACGUCGUGGAGCAAGUUGCAAAGAUGCCAUGGUGCAGUGGUAGCAUUGCUCUUGUUGGAAAUUCAUGGCUUGCUAUGGCACAAUGGUUUAUCGCUGCUGAGCGCCCGCCACACCUUAAGUGCAUCGCGCCAUUGGAGGGUGCAAGCGACGUAUACCGUGAACUUUUGUGCCGAGGUGGCGUUCCUCAAACAGCCUUUUGGGAUUAUUUGGCAAACUUGAUGGUUGGUCGAAACCAACAAGAGGAUGUAAAGGCAAUGUUGGAAAAGUAUCCUCGCACCAAUGAAUACUGGGAAGACAAAAGAGCGCAGAUCAGUAGGAUCGAUGUACCUGUCUACGUUCUUGCGAGCUAUUCAACGUUUUUGCAUACUAUGGGUUCUUUCAGAGGGUUUGAAGAAAUUCAACAUAAAAACAAAUGGCUCCGUGUCCAUCCUACGCAGGAAUGGUACGACCUUUACCAACCCAGUACCAAUGAUGAACUUCAGUUAUUCUUUGAUCGUUAUACGAAGGAUAUUCAAAAUGACUGGGAAAAAACCCCGCGGGUUCGAAUUUCCCUACUGCAAUUCAACAGGGAACCGAUUACGAACGUCCCAUGCGAUGACUGGCCGCUAGCAUCAACUAGACAUGAAAAGCUGUUCCUCUGUGAGAAUGAUUCAUUGGCAAAAACCGCACCUCUUGACGGAGGCAGUGUUUCUUAUCAGUCCGAUGAGGUCAGCCUACAGAUGGACGCUGACCGUGAGGAGCUCUCUUUUCAAUAUACGUUCCCGCAUAGAGCCCUUUUUGUGGGCUGCGCUCGUGUUGUUCUAUACAUGUCAUGCAACGACCAUGAUGAUAUGGACGUAUUUGUGCAAGUCCGCAAAGCGGACAGGAAAGGCCGGACCCUCCAAAAUAUGAACAUUCCCCUCAGCGAUUUGAAUAUGGAUGCUUAUGAUGUUGAUACCGUCAACCCGUUAAAAUACCUCGGUCCAACAGGCGUCCUUCGGGCCAGUCAUCGUGAUAUUGAUCUUGACCUGUCUAACACGAGCUGGACUGAACAUGAUUACAGUCGAAAUUCCCCUGUCCCUCGGGGGCAAGUUGUUCGGAUGGAAAUCGGGCUUUGGCAAACUGGCAUUGUUUUCGAUGCUGGCGAAAAGAUUGUUCUUAAAGUGUCCGGUCAUAACAUGACGCUAGCAGAGUUCCCCCCAUUACGGGGCGCACUCCUAAACGGGAAUGUCGGAAGCCAUUAUGUUCACUUUGGGGGCUCCUAUCAAAGUCACUUGUUGGUCCCCUUAGUUGAUCUGCCGCUAGGAGCCCACGAGGAGACUACAUUAUGUGGGACUCGAGCAUCGGGGUUAUGA